AAGGUAAACACAACAGCUGAUAAAGUGUGGUCAUCGAUCAAAUAUUAGUAAGCUGGAAUGAUAUUUGAAAAUAAAACAAAAAUCCGUUUAGUUUGUGCCGUUUAAAACAUUGAUAAUCUUACAGUUUUGUGGAUAUGACUUUAUACUUUCAAUUCAUAAAUUUACUUUUUCUGUAUUUAUCGGUUAACUCAACAGGCUUAGAAUACACAACUACAGAAUAUACAACUACAAAAUACACAACUACAGAAUACACAACUACAGAAGACUCGACCACUGCUUUUCGAGGAAUAACAAUAGAAGGUAUUGAUGAAAAGGAAUACAACGCAUCCAAUUCUCAAUGGCCAACCACUACUGCCAGUUGGAACGAACAAACAAGUGAUGGCGAUACCACGACACAACCUGUACUAUCAACUACGAAGAGAUUGAAAACAACACAUCGCAGCAUAAUAUAUAUUGAUGGUCAAACAGACAAUGACUACUGCUGCACAUUUGAUAUAAACAUGUGUGGCUGGUAUCAACCAUAUGAUCUUGACUGGAUUAGAAAGUCGACAUCGGAAAGUACUACCGGCACUUGGCUACCACAUGACCACGCAAGUUCACCGGGAUAUUAUCUUUAUAUAGAUACUUCUAGACCGAGAACUACCGCAGACACUGCAAGGAUGCUUGGACCGCCGUUUAUAAGUCGUCGGUUCACAGAUUAUUGUUUCUCCUUCUGGUACUAUAUGAACGGUUACGCAGCCAAACAGUUGAACGUUUAUACAAAAAGUAAUUUGCAUAGAUACACUAAAAUAUGGACGAAAAAUGGAAUAAAAAGUAAAGGAUGGGAGAGAGUAGGAAUAACAAUACCAUAUUCAGGGGAAUUGUUACAGAUCAUGAUAGAGGGCGUCGUUAGAACAAAUAAUGGGUAUGGGGUAAUCGCUAUCGAUAACACCGACCUUAAAGUUGCAGUUUGCAGAGGCACACACAUUCCAGCAGGUUAUCUAGGGUGUUUUCAGGACAGUUAUUUUAUCAAUCCACUAGACUACUUUUUAUACAGAUCUGAUUCAAAUAGCGGAGAAAAAUGCACUCUUGGCUGCAGAUCACAGGGCUACAGAUAUGCUGGCACGACGGGAUCACGUGUGUGCUACUGUGGAAACAAAAUAAAACCAUACAAGGUACCAAAUUACGAAUGUGACGCAGUAUGCCCAGGCAACAGGGAUGAAUUCUGCGGAGGUAUAUGGAAGUUGUCUAUGUAUGAUACAGCAGUAUCCGACAUAUCUGGCCCUGUUAUGUCUACAAGUGGAUAUCAAAGCGCAUGGCAGAGUUAUGAUUGCACUUUCGAUGAUAGCGUGUGUGGUUGGCAGCAAAGUGUACAGGAUGAUUUUAACUGGACAAGGAAAAGAGAUGGAACAAUGUCAACAUCUACAGGACCUAGGUUUGACCACACCACAAUGACAAUGUAUGGUCACUACCUUUAUAUAGAAACGUCUAGUCCCAGGAUAUACAACGAUUAUGCAGAGAUUUUUGGACCGUCUUUUAGAAUCGACAAAGGACAAACGUGGUGCUUCUCAUUUUGGUACAAUAUGUAUGGUCGUACCAUUGGGUCACUUACUGUUUACAUUAGCGAUGGCAAAAGCAAGAACAGUAUUUGGACAAUAAAUGGAAAUCAAGGGACGUCAUGGCUUAAAGCUAGCGUAAAUAUAACUGGAAAUGGUCUUUAUAAAAAGAUUGUGUUAAAGGGCAGAAGAGGGACCGGAUAUACUGGAGACAUAGCAAUAGAUGACACUAGUAUAACACGCAGUCCGUGCAAAGUGACUCCGCAUGUCAACAUUGAUACUGUAACAUCAAAAACAAAUAGCGGUGGUAGUUUAGAUUCGGGCACGGUUGUCCUCAUAGUCGCAGGCAUACUUCUCUUUCUGUGUUUUGUGUUUGGUAUUGGUCGAGCAAUAAGACGUCGUUUUAUGGAUGAAAACAUUCCAAGGGAUACAACUCAUGAAGAAAACCGGUCUCGUUCUCGGCCUUUCACAAUAACAUGCAGCAUGACAGAAAUCCAGUCACGUACUCAAACCUUGACAGUUGACUCACAGCAUUCGACUUCGCGUGAGACAAACUCUGACACUACCAAUCAAACUGAGAACACCUGGGAUCCUCCGGAUUACGAGACGCUGUUCACAACAAACGGUCGUGAAGAAUUGGAAUCGUCAAACGGGAAUGUUUUAUAUACAGGGAUAGUGUCCUCCGUAGUCAGAAUGCCUGGCAUUGAUGAACGAACAGACGACACUACCGCUUUUCCAUCGGAUAUGACGUCUAACAACCCAGAGGAGGAUACUCCACCACCACUUGAGUCGCCACCUGCCUAUUGGUCACUUUCGACAACAUACUUUCGGCCAGCUAAUGGUCAAAGUGAACCACCGGCAUACCAAGCGGAUUGAAUUGAAUUGGGAAACAAUAUAUAUGAAAGAAUAAGAUUUUAAAACAGAUUUAUAACAUGAUGGAAUUUUACGAAAGAUAGCGUUCAUGCCAUUAACACUCUGUGAGACGUAUGUUCCAGCGUAAGUCAUAUCUCAAAGAUAGCAUGUGACAACAUCUCAGCGACGGCUGGUUACGGUAUCGCUCAGUAUGACAUUUCAUAUACAUGUGUAUAAUAAUUACUUUGAUUACAUUUGCUUGUGUCCUUGCAUGAAAAUGUGUUCAGAUUCUUAAAUUAAUCGCACACAUUGAUUAAAAAAAAUAGAUUUCAAAAAGAUUAGUCUGUUAUUGAGUAACUAGAAGUAUUUUGCUAUUUUCCAGAACAAACUUUAUAUUACACGUUUUCAAAAACAAUAGUGAUAGACAGUCAAUGAUAUAUGAAAAUCUAUGGCAGGUUUAAUCUUUGAAAUAUAUAUCUGCAAACACGUAUUUUAAUACAUCUAAUAUCAUGUUCCUCACGUUAAUCGAUUGUUGUGUAUGUGUCUUUUACCCUGAGGCAAAUUAAUGUUUACUGGCCUAGUUUUAAGACAUCAUGUAGAUUUUACUCCUGAAUAUUCUAUUGAGUUCUGUAACAAUACUGAUAAACAGUUAUUUUUAGAAAGGAUUGCCUUUGAUUUUUCCAGAACGUUCUUUCAUUCUUAGUGUAACAUGAAAAUUCUGGAACCUUCUAAGAUAAAUAAAUGGUGAGAUAGAUAAUUUAGGAAUUAAUAUAGAACCUGAGAUCGUAGAUAUUGAUGAAACUUUCCUGUAUUUCCUAAAAACUUAAUAUUACCAGUUUGGAUGUUUAAUAUUUUGAAGGAUUAUUUGAAGGAUUUACUGAAAUUUGUUGAUUCAAAAUGUUAUCAUUGAAGAGAGGAAUUACAAUUUUUGGAUAUGCUAAAGUUACUUUUUAACUGUGUGAAACAUUGUGAAAUUUGUUCUGAUUGGAUUUAAAUUUGACCUGGACAGGAUAUGAAUUAUUUUAACAUAUUACUGGAUUUUAUGGUUCUUUUGACUUUUUGAAGAUAUAUGUAUUUCUACUUAAUUUCAUGAAUAAAAUUUUGUUAUUGUUAAUAGUU
Messenger RNA from Mercenaria mercenaria, 3506 nucleotides. Its product is annotated as MAM and LDL-receptor class A domain-containing protein 1-like. The transcript is spliced from 16 exons. Gene Ontology annotation, cellular component: membrane. The record is from RefSeq and is a predicted model, not a curated record. The coding region runs from base 135 to 2411 and encodes 758 amino acids. Lineage: Eukaryota; Metazoa; Mollusca; Bivalvia; Venerida; Veneridae.